AAACGCCGACCACCAUCAUCCACCUCUCUGCGUCUGCUCAUGGCUUCGCUCCACUUCUGCUCAGAAUGUAAUAACAUGUUGUACCCAAAGGCGGACGCUCAACGUCGAGUCAUGGUCUUUGCAUGCCGCAUCUGUACCUACGACGAGAUCGUGGAGAACAAGUGUGUAUAUCGGAAUGACUUGUUGACCGUGACAAAGGAGCAAGUCGGAGUCACGACAGACUUGGGCUCAGACCCAACUCUUGCACACUCUGAGGACCAGGUCUGCCCAAGCUGUGGAAACCAUGAUUCUGUAUACUUCCAGGAUCAGUCAAAACGUCGCGAGACACGGAUGAUCUUGUUCUUUGUGUGUACGAACUGCAAUACUGCGUUCGCCGAUCCAAAUUUACAGACAGAGGUGCAUAAUGAGGACUAGCACCUCUAUGGUUGGCAUCGAAAAGAUGGGACGGGAGACGUGCGAGAUGGUAGAUGGCGAGCCACGGAGGCUCUUUGACAUACCGACGACAUAAAUGACCAGUGGACAAGGGCGAACGCGGUCGCGUUCCAAAGAAUCCCUACCACAAUGUACCGGGUACAGUUUAAUCAAGGCUCUGCCUGCGUGUCCAAUUCCCAUCCUCUCUGCUCAUUUGCCUCCCAGUUACCUUUGUAACUGAAUUUGUUGUGAAAUUAACAGCAGAAUGGAUGAUACGGGCAAUCCUAAUGUCAGAAAGCACAUCAAGUUCUGCAACGUACCAUCAGGUCGCCGAUUCAUUGAUUGUUCCGAUGCGGUCCAUGUUUCUAUGGUCUUCUGUUGUUCUGGCCCGGUUCCGGCUGUGAAGGUGGAAAUAUCAAGCAUGUCUUUCCAAUUACCGUUGUAAGAAUAACUUAACGCAUGAAUCCGAUGAUGACUCACCC
Fomitiporia mediterranea MF3/22 is the source of this 893-nucleotide messenger RNA. RefSeq lists its product as uncharacterized. Lineage: Eukaryota; Fungi; Basidiomycota; Agaricomycetes; Hymenochaetales; Hymenochaetaceae. The record is from RefSeq and is a predicted model, not a curated record. Bases 40 to 414 code for a protein of 124 amino acids. The transcript is spliced from 4 exons. Gene Ontology annotation, biological process: transcription initiation at RNA polymerase II promoter; DNA-templated transcription; maintenance of transcriptional fidelity during transcription elongation by RNA polymerase II. Gene Ontology annotation, cellular component: RNA polymerase II, core complex. Gene Ontology annotation, molecular function: nucleic acid binding; zinc ion binding; DNA-directed RNA polymerase activity.